Molecule: messenger RNA, 4312 nt
Organism: Molossus molossus (Pallas's mastiff bat)
Lineage: Eukaryota; Metazoa; Chordata; Mammalia; Chiroptera; Molossidae
Gene: CLCN7
Product: chloride voltage-gated channel 7
Exons: 25
Coding region: 24-2453 (809 amino acids)
Biological process (GO): transmembrane transport; chloride transport
Cellular component (GO): intracellular membrane-bounded organelle; lysosomal membrane
Molecular function (GO): voltage-gated chloride channel activity
Source: RefSeq, a predicted model, not a curated record
CAAACACAAGGCAGCGGCGGGCCAUGGCCAACGUCUCCAAGAAGGUGUCGUGGUCCGGCCGCGACCAGGAUGACGAUGAGACGGCGCCGCUGCUGCGGAGGACGGCACGGCCCGGGGCGCCGGCCGGCGAGGGCACGCCGCUGCUGAAUGGGGCCGGGCCGGCGGCCGCCCGCCGGUCGCCCCAUUCGGCAUCUUUCCAAAUUGGACAAAUGAACAACACGGAGUCGGACGAUGAGCUUCUGGACCCAGUGAUGGAUCCCCCUCACCCUUUUCCCAAGGAGAUCCCACACAACGAGAAGCUCCUGUCCCUCAAGUAUGAGAGCUUGGACUACGACAACAGUGAGAACCAGCUGUUCCUGGAGGAGGAGAGACGCAUCAACCACAUGGCCUUCCGGACAGUGGAGAUCAAGCGCUGGGUCAUUUGUGCCAUGAUAGGGAUCCUCACAGGGCUCGUGGCCUGCUUCAUUGACAUCAUGGUGGAAAACUUGGCUGGCCUAAAAUACAAGGUCGUCAAGGACAACAUUGACAAGUUCACGGAGAAAGGGGGUCUGUCCUUCUCCCUCCUGCUGUGGGCCACGUUGAACUCUGCAUUCGUGCUGGUCGGCUCCAUGAUUGUUGCCUUCAUAGAGCCAGUUGCUGCUGGGAGUGGGAUCCCCCAGAUCAAGUGCUUCCUCAAUGGUGUGAAGAUCCCCCAUGUGGUCCGGCUCAAGACCCUGGUGAUCAAAGUAUCUGGUGUGAUCCUGUCUGUGGUGGGAGGACUGGCCGUGGGAAAGGAGGGGCCAAUGAUUCACUCAGGCUCCGUGAUUGCCGCUGGGGUUUCCCAGGGGAGGUCCACAUCGCUGAAGCGAGAUUUCAAGAUCUUUGAGUACUUCCGCAGAGAUACAGAGAAGCGGGACUUUGUCUCGGCAGGAGCUGCAGCUGGAGUGUCUGCUGCGUUUGGGGCCCCUGUGGGCGGUGUCCUCUUCAGCUUGGAGGAAGGUGCCUCCUUCUGGAAUCAGUUCCUGACGUGGAGAAUCUUCUUUGCUUCCAUGAUUUCCACCUUCACACUGAACUUUGUCUUAAGCAUUUACCAUGGGAACAUCUGGGACCUGUCCAGCCCAGGCCUCAUCAAUUUCGGAAGAUUUGACACACAGACGAUGGUGUACACGAUCCACGAGAUUCCCAUCUUCAUCGCCAUGGGAGUGGUGGGUGGUGUUCUUGGGGCUGUGUUCAAUGCCUUGAAUUACUGGCUGACAAUGUUUCGAAUCAGGUACAUCCACCGGCCCUGCCUCCAGGUGAUUGAGGCCAUGCUGGUGGCUGCUGUCACAGCCACUGUCGCCUUUGUGCUGAUCUACUCUUCUCGAGACUGCCAGCCGCUGCAGGGCAGCUCCGUGUCCUACCCGCUCCAGCUCUUCUGUGCAGAUGGCGAGUACAACUCAAUGGCUGCUGCCUUCUUUAACACCCCGGAGAAAAGCGUGGUCGGCCUUUUCCAUGACCCCCCAGGCUCUUACAACCCUAUGACCCUCGGCCUCUUCACCCUCGUCUACUUUUUCCUGGCUUGCUGGACCUAUGGGCUGACAGUGUCUGCUGGCGUCUUCAUCCCAUCCCUGCUUAUUGGGGCCGCCUGGGGUCGGCUCUUCGGCAUUUCAUUGUCCUAUGUCACUGGGGCCGCGAUCUGGGCAGACCCUGGCAAGUAUGCCCUAAUGGGAGCAGCUGCCCAGCUGGGUGGGAUCGUGAGGAUGACGCUGAGCCUGACAGUCAUCAUGAUGGAGGCCACCAGCAACGUGACCUACGGCUUUCCCAUCAUGCUGGUUCUGAUGACUGCCAAGAUCGUAGGAGACAUCUUCAUUGAGGGCCUGUACGACAUGCACAUCCAGCUGCAAAGUGUGCCUUUCCUGCACUGGGAAGCCCCGGUUACCUCGCACUCGCUCACCGCCAGGGAGGUAAUGAGCACGCCAGUCACCUGCUUGCGGAGGAGGGAGAAAGUGGGCGUCAUUGUGGAUGUGCUCAGCAACACGGCCUCCAAUCACAACGGGUUCCCCGUGGUGGAGUCCACUGACGACACCCAGUCAGCCCGGCUCCAGGGCCUCAUCCUACGCUCCCAGCUGAUUGUCCUCUUGAAGCACAAGGUAUUUGUUGAGCGGUCCAACAGGGGCUUGGUACAGCGGCGGCUGAGGCUGAAGGACUUCCGGGACGCCUACCCACGCUUCCCCCCAAUCCAGUCCAUCCAUGUGUCCCAGGAUGAGCGCGAGUGCACCAUGGACCUCUCUGAAUUCAUGAACCCUUCCCCCUACACAGUGCCCCAGGAGGCAUCUCUCCCUCGGGUGUUCAAGCUGUUCCGGGCCCUGGGCCUCAGGCACCUGGUGGUAGUGGACAACCACAAUCAGGUGGUCGGGCUGGUAACCAGGAAAGACUUGGCCAGGUACCGGCUUGGGAAGGGGGGCCUAGAGGAGCUUUCACUGGCCCAGACGUGAGACCCUGGCCCUGGCACCUCACCUGGGGUCCUCACCUCGCUCCUCGGGCAGCAGCAGAUCCAUUGUCCUCCAGACCUCGGGGACGGCCCAGCUGGUGUGUGAGCAUGACCAUCACAUGGGCGCCUUGUCAGUGUUCUCUACCCUCCCCCUUGCCUCAGCCCCUUGGAUGUCACUCUCCAUCCUCCUGUUUCUUCACCUUCAGGGAUCAGAUGUUCGUGCAAAUGCUCGCUUCCCGAGAGCCCGCGAGAGGUUGUGUGUGCAUGUGUGUGUUUCAGUGCGUGUGUCUGUCUGUGUUCACAUGUCUGUGAGACAGCGAGCGAGCUGGGCCCUGUGGAUUUCAGUGCUGCAGGCACCCAGAGCGGGGCCCCCAUGCCUGCUUCUCUGCUCCUCGUUACCCUCAGUGCUGGCCCAGAAGGACCACGCCGCCUGCACACUGCCAGCUGGAGUCCUGGGGGACGUGGAGCUGCAGCAGAGGCCUUUGGCCUUGUUCUCUCGGCUCAGUCUGUGGCCGUGAGGGGAUAGGCCUGUGCAGCUGGGACCUACCUGGACAAAGGCCCAGCUGGAUGCCCAAAGGCAAGGGUUUGGGGCAGCAGGACAGCCCCGGAGAGCAGAUCCUGGAGCAGGGUCUGUCAGGAAGCUGGCUUCUCUCCCAGAUUCAUCAUGUGUGCCCCCAGGGCUGCAACCCCACUCAGGAUGCCAUGGGCUCUGUGAUGGAGCCUUGGCCAAAGGAGCGCCGAGAACCACGCUUGUCACCCCAAGACCUCGGAGCUAGAGUCCAGAUGAACAGCUAUCGCCACAUGUGGACAGUGGCUGGGAAGGAGGGUCUUCUCAGCAUGGGGGCUGGAGGGUAUGACAAAGGCCUCUGAGGACCCCUGGCCCACGGUGAUGUUCCUGGGGCAGCUCUGGUUCUGGUCCUGGCAGGUGGGCUUUGGGACGGGCUGGUGAGCCUGGGGCAAGGAUGCUCUGCCCCUCAGGCCAGGUGGGGCUGGUCCCAUAAGACCCUUUAUAAGGUGAUUCUCAAGUCCCCAGCCCAUCUCUGAGUAGGUGAUUCCUUUGUGGUGAACUCGUGGGUAUCGCACCUUGGUUUUAGCCUCUUUCAAGGGGGUGGGGUCUUAAAUCGCAGGUCCGGUCCUGGUGGUGAGUCCUCUGUGGGGGUAUUAGGUCUGAAUGUGGGGGGUCUGAAUGGAAGAAAUAAAAUAAUUAUACCUAGCCGGCUUCCCGUUCCUGCUCCUGCUCAGCAUGGACCACAGUCUAGCAGCCUGGGAUUGCAGGGCCAUGGGGUGGGGGUGUCUGGGAUGAGGCCCUCCUCAGUGUGUGGUACGGGGGGGCACACCCCAGUGUAGACAUCCCUGGGAGGGAGACACAGAUGAGAGGCCCAGAAACCUGCAGGUGUGCAGCUGUGGCCCUCACACAUCCUGCAGGAGGGAGACCCCUGGCACCACCACAGCAUCCUCUUCAAAUGUCUGAGCAGUGUUGCUCCUGGGGCAGCUGCAGAGAUGGGGGGCGGGGGGGGUAGACGUUCUCCCCAGAGGCACUUCACCUCUGCUCUGCAUGUCUGUCUCCAACCUCAUCUGUUUGGCCAUGAGGUGUGUGGUGUGGCUCCCCCUGGAGGGGAGGUUAACAAGCAUUCUUAUCACAGGGACGUCCCCAGCCAGCCCUCAGUGGGCAGGUCUGGGUGACACCUGGGUGGGGCGAGAGGCUGGAGUGUCCAUCCACACUGGCCUGAACUGAGACAUGGAACACCCUUCACCAGCCUUCGAAGACUCGGUGUAGAGAGAGCAAGUACAGCAUCUUGCUCACUUUGUAUUGAGUACAUGUUGAAAUAAUAUUUUAGAUGAACUGGGUUAAAUAAAAUGGAC